Calliphora vicina (urban bluebottle blowfly) is the source of this 2978-nucleotide messenger RNA. RefSeq names its product exocyst complex component Sec3 (gene Sec3). The record is from RefSeq and is a predicted model, not a curated record. Gene Ontology annotation, molecular function: phosphatidylinositol-4,5-bisphosphate binding. The transcript has 7 exons. Gene Ontology annotation, biological process: exocytosis; Golgi to plasma membrane transport. Bases 108 to 2849 code for a protein of 913 amino acids. Gene Ontology annotation, cellular component: exocyst; plasma membrane. Lineage: Eukaryota; Metazoa; Arthropoda; Insecta; Diptera; Calliphoridae.
UUGCUUGGAGGCGUAAAUUCAGUUUCUUUUUUAAGUCGCUAAUACAUAAAUAUUUUAAUAGUAAACAAAUUGAGAAAUAUUAAAUAAUAAAACAUAUACAACAUAAAAUGUUAUCGAUUGGCUCUUUGGCCAACAUUAAACAUGUUCUGCAAAAGGAACUUUUUAAUGGGUGCGGCGAACGAUUGCUUUCGGUGGUGACGGUAACUAAAACUUUCAAAAAGAAACGGGCCUGCUAUCUGUGUGUUGCCACGACACCGCCUCCUGUACCCCAAGUUACAGUGUGCCUGGUCAAACAGACCGAACAGAAAGAUGGUGAUUACAAAAAGAAACGUAUUUGGCAAUUGGAUGAAAUCAAAUGGGUGGACGGUCGCAGUGAACAGUUCGAUAUUCAUGAAUUCGAUGUACAGGUGGAAAAACUGUACAAAUGGUAUGCUCUUAAUUUGCACGAACGACAAAACUUCAUAGCAGUUUUGUACAAGCAAAUCCAUAAAUAUGCGCGGGGAGCAAAAGCAGAAUUUCGCAAUAUACCACCAGCUUGGCUGUUGGAUAAAUCGCCAGAAAAAUUAAUGGGUAUGGAUGGAAGUGGUCGCGACAGUAUAAGAGGAACUUCAGCAGUACGAGACGGCAUCGGCCGUGAUGAACUACGGAAAAAUGGUGCUGAAACCGAAGACGAAGAAGAAAUGGAAUUUACAGAAUUUACCGCAUUGACCGAUAAGGAGGCCACUGAGUUGUCAAAACUCUUCAAUGAAUGUGAUUACGCUGUAAAAGAUGCUGAAUUGUUAAUUGAGAAGUUGUCGAAAGAAUUACACGAUUUAGAUGGGGCAAAUAUGCAAUCUGUGUUAGCUUCCGAAAAGCAAGUAAUGAUGUUAAUGCAACACAUCGAUAAAGCCAUUGGUGAAGCUGACAAGUUUGAAGAACGCUUAGAUUCAUAUGAGGAAAUUUUGGGACACGUUAAAGAGACCAUGGAAAAAAUUGGUGGCAAAAAUGCCAUGAUUAAAAUUGCCAAUAAUAACAAUAUCAAGCUUAAGGAAGAAUUAAGUCAAAUUAUUUCCCAGUUAGAUUUUCCCGUCUCCUAUCAGCAAAUAUUGCAAGCACCCGAUUUGAAAACGCCUGAAGGCCGCAAAGCAGCAAUAGUAGCUGCUCAGACUUUACAACACGCCUUAAAUAGUGAUAUUGAUCCUUCGCUGCAGCGCCUGGUGGCUGUACGAGAUCAAAUGAAACGUUUCGAAAACUGGAAGAAGAGUUUCUUAGUGCCUGUGAUAAAGCAUUUAAAUUGUCUUUUCAUACAUUUGUCCAAUGAAAUUGGAGAUAUGCCGCUGUCGAGCACCGAGCUGGUGUUGCCGAAUCAUUCGUCUGUACAUCAUGAACUAACACCCUAUACGGAAUUAAUGCAUUGGAUAAAGGCCAUGGAUCGUACUAAAUAUGAUGGUCUAACGGCGGUUUACACAAAAUCCUUAAGUAAAAUUUAUGAUCGUGAUAUAAGGAAUUUUUUCACAUUGGCUAAAAAACAAAUUUCGGAAAAAUUACGCAAUUCCCGAGAAGAUUUAGAUGUUUCCACAUCUUCCGCUUCUAAGAAAGCUGCGGUUUCGUCUGUACCCCACGGUACUCUGGGCGUGAAUAGAGAUCAGUGGGGCCCUGGGGUAGAUUCAGCGGAUCGUGAACGUUUCGAUGCAGUUUUGGAAAAAGUUUUAGCCGAAUUGGAACCAAUUGCCCUGCAAGAACAAAAAUUCUGUAUUAAUUUCUUUCAAAUGGAUGUUAUAAGUCCCACCGCAAAGAGCGCUAAUUUAGAUGUGAUGGAAAAGAGUGUUGACAUGUCACAAUCUUUGUUACUGUCACCUUCAUCGGUCACUGGAGCAGGAGAUGCACAAUUUCCCCAAAAGAAAAUUGAUCGUCAAAUAAAUGAAGAGGUUCGCAAACUAAUGAAUGCUUUGUUCGGCUGUCUGGAACAGGAACUUAUUAAUUUCAUACAAAGCUUUGAACGAUUUGAUUGCUUCUAUUCUCUUUAUGUAUUGGAACGUUUAAAUCAACAUGUUAUGUCCGCCCAAGAUACACAUUCCUUUUUAAGCAUGACCUUCGCAUCCGUAUUAGUUCAUGUCAAACGUAAUUUCGAUCGUUUCAUGCAGCAACAAUUACAAUCGAUACGUGAUGCAAAAAUGCCCAAACGUUCGAAAUGCGGCAUAUUACCGUAUGUGGAGAAUUUCGAGUACUUCUCACAAACGACAGAGGAUUUCUUUAGGAAAUCAACACGGCGCACAGACGGUGAAAAGUAUAUACAAUUGAUAAAUGCCAUAUUCGAGGGCAUCAAUACACAUGCUAAGGAUUAUAUAAAAACACCACAACAAGUAGUGCGCAUGGAAAAUUAUCAUCACAUGUACUCGCUGUUGGCCCGUUUAAAAGUGCCCAGUUUGGAUGAGUUGAAGAAAGAGGCCAAGUCGCGUUACAACGAAGCCUUAACGAAUUAUGUUAUACAGUACUUUGGCAGACCAUUGGAAAAACUAAAUCUGUUCUUUGAAGGUGUUCAGCAGAAAAUUGCCCAGGGCGUCAAGGAAACUGAAAUUAGUUAUCAGAUGGCUUUUUCCAAGCAGGAAUUGCGCAAAGUUAUCAGUCAAUAUCCGGCGCGUGAAGUGAAAAAGGGUUUGGAAAAUCUUUAUAAAAAAGUGGAGAAACAUUUGUGCGAAGAGGAGAACCUCUUGCAGGUGGUAUGGCAUGCCAUGCAAGAGGAAUUCAUUGUACAAUACAAAUUCCUAGAAGAGCGCAUACAAAAGUGCUAUGCCGGUUCGAUGAUUAGUUUAGAAUUUAAUAUACAAGAUAUUUUAAAUUUCUUUUCAGAUAUAGCACGUUCCCAUUAAUCCUCCAACUAAAUGAAUAAAACGUACAGAUAUGUAUACUUUUAUUGUAUGUAUAAGAAAUCUUAGACAUUUAUUUAUUGAUAUUAAACAAAUAAAGUAAAAGAAAGUAACAUAAAUUUCCCAAAAUAA